AUGGCAGUUGCACAGCUUUACUGGCAUUUGGCACCAAAAUCCGAAGCUGGUAUUGUUUCUAAGUCAUUGGUGCGUUUACUCCGUAGUAAUAGGGAGGUGCAGUAUAUUGUUCUGCAAAAUAUUGCCACUAUGUCAAUUCAGCGAAAGGGCUUGUUUGAACCGUAUCUGAAGAGUUUCUAUGUUAGAUCAACUGAUCCAACAAUGAUCAAAACACUGAAGCUUGAAAUCUUGACAAAUUUAGCAAAUGAAGCCAACAUAUCAACUCUGCUUCGAGAAUUUCAGACUUACGUGAAAAGCCAGGAUAAACAGUUUGCUGCAGCUACAAUUCAGGCCAUAGGCAGAUGCGCAACCAACAUCACCGAAGUGACUGACACAUGCCUUAAUGGCCUUGUAUGUUUGCUGUCCAACAGGGAUGAAAUCGUAGUUGCUGAAAGUGUUGUUGUCAUUAAGAAACUACUGCAAACUCAGCCAGCACAUCAUGGUGAAAUUAUUAAGCAUAUGGCCAAACUCUUGGAUAACAUUACAGUUCCAGUAGCCAGAGCCAGCAUUCUCUGGCUCAUCGGAGAGUACUGUGAACGAGUUCCAAAGAUCGCACCUGAUGUUUUGAGAAAAACAGCCAAGACCUUCACUAACGAAGACGACCUUGUGAAGUUGCAGAUCUUAAAUUUGGGUGCAAAACUCUAUUUAACAAACUCAAAGCAGACAAAAUUGCUUACCCAGUACGUAUUAAAUCUCGGCAAGUAUGAUCAAAGCUACGACAUCAGAGACCGUACAAGAUUUAUUAGGCAGCUUAUUGUUCCGAAUGAGAAGAGUGGAGCUUUAAGCAAAUAUGCCAAAAAAAUAUUUCUGGCACAGAAACCUGCCCCGUUGCUUGAGUCUCCUUUUAAAGAUCGGGAUCAUUUCCAGCUUGGCACCUUGUCUCACACACUGAACAGCCGAGCCACUGGCUACCUGGAGCUCUCUGACUGGCCAGAGGUGGCACCUGACCCCUCCGUCCGAAAUGUUGAUGUAGCUGAAUCGGCAAAGGAAUGGACUGGAAUUCUAGAUAAGAAAAGGAAAGAAAAACCUGCUGAAAAGUUCUACUCUGAAUCAGAAGAGGAGGAAGAUGAGUCUGACAGUAUCAGUGCAUCAGAAAGCGAAUCUGGCAGUGAAAGUGAGAAUGAAGAUAAGGAGGAAAGCACCGAUGAUGAGAGUAGUGGGAGUUCCUCUUCCAGUGGAGAUUCAAGUGAAAGUGAAUCAGACAGCAAAGAAAGUCUUGCAAAGGAAAGGUCUAGAGCUGCUACUGAAAGUGAUUCAGAGGAUAUUAAAAAGAAAGCAAUGGAGAUCUCCAAACAGAGAAGCAAAUCCAGUUCUUCUGAUACAGAGUCCAUUUCAACAGAUGAAAGUCUAUCAGAAUCUAAGUCAGAAUCAGACUCUAAAAGUGACUCUGAGUCUGGAAAACCUAGAAGUGCUGCCUCUAAUAAGAAAGAAGAAAAACCAGUUCAAGAUAGAAAAGCUCCAAAUAAACAAGAUAUGCUUCUUUUAGAUUUAGAUGAUUUCUGUCAUGUGACAACUCCUGUGGCAGUUCCUACAGUCACUGUUUUGCCGGCAAGUUUAGCGGCAGACCUAGAGGGAUUAAGCCUGUCGAGUUCAUCAGUCAUUGAUGUCACUACACAAGUCUCUGUGCCAACAAAAACACAUGAACUGCUUCAUCGAAUGAGUGGAAAAGGAUUAUCAGCUCAUUAUCACUUCUCAAGGCAGCCAGGCGUUUUUGGGGAUCGUAUGGUGUCUGUGCAAGUGACAUUAACAAACACAACUGAUCAGAAGAUAGAGAAUAUUCACAUCAAGGAGAAGAAAUUACCUCCAGGAAUGAGGAUGCAUGAGUUUAAUCCCAUAGAGUGCCUUGAGCCUGCAGGAUCCAUUACCGUUUCAAUGGGUAUUGACUUUUGUGAUUCUACUCAGACGGCCAGUUUCCAGUUAUGCACAAAUGAAGAUCAUUUCAAUGUUAACAUUCAGCCUCCUGUUGGAGAACUGCUUUUGCCUGUCACUAUGUCAGAGAAAGACUUUAAGAAGGAGCAAGGGAUGCUGACAGGAAUGAAUGAGACAUCUGCUACAAUAGCUGUUGCUCCACAGAGCUCUACUAGACUCGUAAUAAUCGAGAGGGUAGUGAAGGCAGCAAACCUUGGUGUCGUCCCUUCUGGUGAAGAUAACAUACACAGGUUUGCAGCAAAGACUGUGCACAGUGGGUCGCUGAUGCUAGUCACAGUGGAGCUGAAGGAAAGCUCUACAGCACAGCUCAUCAUAAAUACCGAGAAAACCGUGAUUGGUUCUGUUCUGCUGCGGGAGCUGAAGCCUGUCCUGUCCCAGGGGUAACCUGCUUACAUCUGGACUUCAGAAUCUGGCACACAACAAAAGUGCCUGGCAUCCACUACUGCUGCCUUUCAUUUAUAAUAAUAGCCCUUCCAUCUGGCAGUGGGGGAAGAAUACACUCUUGACAUUCUUGUCUUCUGCUUUAGAAUGCUAGUGUGUAUCUAUCAUGUAUGCAAGUCCCUUUCUUUUUUUUUCUGCUUGCUAACCAAAGAACGUACAUUUUACUGUCAGGUUUCUGCACGUUUAAAUGUAUAUCCCAUUUGUCCUACCCCAGUCCUUCCCUCUCUGCUCCCUUCCCCUGCUAUCUUUCUUCCCCAUCAGUUUUCCCCACUGUACUAGUGGACAAAUACUAGAUAAUGAAGUUCAAGGAAAAUCACACUGUUUGAAAGCUGAGUUAAAAUGUCAGGUAGGAUCCAGCAGCAUAUGCAACAGCUAUGUGGUUCGGAGAGGUUUUGUUGCAAAAGUAUAAAAACAUAAUGUGUAGAGC
Messenger RNA from Apaloderma vittatum (bar-tailed trogon), 2836 nucleotides. It is a transcript of the gene AP3B1, whose product is annotated as adaptor-related protein complex 3, beta 1 subunit. Gene Ontology annotation, biological process: intracellular protein transport; vesicle-mediated transport; anterograde synaptic vesicle transport. Lineage: Eukaryota; Metazoa; Chordata; Aves; Trogoniformes; Trogonidae. The transcript has 19 exons. Gene Ontology annotation, cellular component: membrane coat. The record is from RefSeq and is a predicted model, not a curated record. Bases 1 to 2352 code for a protein of 783 amino acids.